UUGCGGGGGCCGAGGCUCGCCGCCGGGCUGCAGCCGAGGGGACCCCGCUGGUGGCUGAUGUCCGAGCCGCGCCGCCGCCCUCGCUUGGAUGUAUUUGGGAAGGCUUUUGGAUUGUUGUCUGAGUGUUGGGGCACAGCCUGCUGGAGACACUGGAAGUGGACUGGUUCCUGGUCAUGCCCGGUGGAAGGAGGGGACCCAGCCGGCAGCAGCUAAGCCGUUCAGCUUUGCCUUCACUCCAGACUCUGGUUGGCGGGAGCUGUGGAAACGGUGCUGGUUUGAGAAACAGGAAUGGUAGUGCCAUCAGCCUCUCGGCGCCUCCGAUCACAGCACUGAUUACUCCAGAGCCUGUGCGUCACUGCCGGAUCCCUGAACUGCCAUUAGAUGGGAGCCUUCUCUUUGAAUUCCUGUUCUUCAUGUACCUUCUGGUAGCCCUCUUCAUUCAGUACAUCAACAUCUACAAGACUGUCUGGUGGUACCCAUACAAUCACCCUGCUUCCUGCACCUCACUGAAUUUUCACCUCAUUGACUACCACCUGGCGGCGUUCAUCACAGUGAUGCUGGCACGGAGGCUGGUGUGGGCCAUUAUCUCUGAGGCCUCUCAGGUGGGUGCAACAUCACUGAUUUGCUACAUGGUGCGCCUGGUGCUGCUCACCCUCUGUGGAUGGGUGCUCUGCUGGACUCUGGUCAACCUCUUCCGCAGCCAUUCUGUUCUCAACCUUCUCUUCCUGGGCUACCCGUUUGGUGUCUAUGUCCCUCUGUGCUGCUUCCACCAGGACAGCAGAGCACAGCCUCUAUCUUCAGACUGUGGUUACUUGGUACAGGACCAGGUGGCAGAUGAUGGGGCUUCAGCUGUCAGCAGCCUGGUCAAAGACUUCUUCUCGCUUCUGUGGGAAUCUCUGAGAGAGCAGUUCAAUAAUCCUACAUCUAUCCCCACCCACAGCUGCCCCCUUUCCCCAGAUCUCAUCCGCAAUGAGGUGGAGUGCCUAAAAGCAGACUUCAACCGCAGGAUCAAGGAAGUUCUCUUCAACUCUCUCUUCAGUGCCUACUACGUGGCAUUCCUGCCACUGUGCUUUGUGAAGAGCACCCAGUACUAUGACAUGCGCUGGUCCUGUGAGCACCUCAUCAUGGUGUGGAUCAAUGCCUUUGUCAUGCUCACCACACAGCUGCUGCCUCCCAAGUACUGUGACCUGCUCCACAGGUCUGCUGCCCACCUCGGCAAGUGGCAGAAACUAGAACAUGGCUCCUACAGCAAUGCUCCACAGCACAUCUGGUCAGAAAACACAAUAUGGCCACAGGGAGUUCUGGUGCGACGGAGCCGGUGCCUGUAUAAAGCAGUUGGGCCUUACAACGUAGCAGUGCCUUCAGACGUGUCCCAUGCCCGCUUUUAUUUCCUCUUUCACCGUCCCUUACGGCUGCUCAACCUGCUGAUUCUCAUCGAAGGCAGUGUGGUCUGCUACCAGCUCUACUCCCUGCUGCGCUCAGAGAAGUGGAACCAUACUCUGUCCAUGGCCCUCAUCCUUUUCUGCAAUUAUUAUGUCUUAUUUAAGCUCCUCCGGGACCGGAUAGUAUUAGGCAGGGCAUACUCCUACCCACUUAACAACUAUGGACUCAAGGCACACUAAGCCAGCCACUCUUCUCUUCCUCAUCCCACAGGGUAGGGAGGGAACCUCAGAAAAAAAUAUUUUCGUACAGUUCUAUUUUUUUCUUGCAAUGUUUAUAAAUAUUUAAAAUAUUUUA
Catharus ustulatus (Swainson's thrush) is the source of this 1737-nucleotide messenger RNA. It is a transcript of the gene TMEM39A, whose product is annotated as transmembrane protein 39A. Lineage: Eukaryota; Metazoa; Chordata; Aves; Passeriformes; Turdidae. Gene Ontology annotation, biological process: negative regulation of autophagosome maturation; negative regulation of autophagosome assembly. The transcript has 9 exons. Gene Ontology annotation, cellular component: endoplasmic reticulum membrane. Bases 174 to 1622 code for a protein of 482 amino acids. The record is from RefSeq and is a predicted model, not a curated record.